Messenger RNA from Grus americana (Whooping crane), 4331 nucleotides. RefSeq names its product charged multivesicular body protein 1B (gene CHMP1B). Bases 139 to 738 code for a protein of 199 amino acids. NCBI's taxonomy places the organism in Eukaryota, Metazoa, Chordata, Aves, Gruiformes, Gruidae. Gene Ontology annotation, cellular component: ESCRT III complex; multivesicular body. Gene Ontology annotation, biological process: protein transport; endosome transport via multivesicular body sorting pathway; late endosome to vacuole transport. The transcript is spliced from 8 exons. The record is from RefSeq and is a predicted model, not a curated record.
GCUGCGCGUAGCGGGGCACGGUAGCCGGAAGCCGGAAGCGCGACAGCACCGAGUGAGGGGCCGAGCGCUGUGCCCCCUCCGCUCCGCUCCGCUCCCCUCCGCCGGGCCGGCCGGAGCGCCGCGGAGCCGCCCGCCGCCAUGUCCAACAUGGAGAAACACCUGUUUAAUUUGAAGUUUGCUGCAAAGGAACUCAACAGGAACUCAAAAAAAUGUGACAAAGAAGAAAAGGCUGAGAAAGCUAAAAUUAAGAAGGCAAUUCAGAAGGGUAACAUGGAAGUCGCACGAAUACAUGCAGAAAACGCAAUCCGCCAGAAGAACCAAGCCAUCAAUUUCUUGCGCAUGAGUGCCAGGGUAGAUGCUGUAGCAGCAAGAGUUCAGACUGCAGUGACAAUGGGCAAGGUAACGAAGUCAAUGGCAGGGGUAGUUAAGUCUAUGGAUGCCACACUGAAGAGCAUGAACUUGGAAAAGAUAUCUGCACUGAUGGAUAAAUUUGAGCAUCAGUUUGAAACACUAGAUGUUCAGACACAACAGAUGGAGGACACUAUGAGCAACACUACUACGCUAACAACGCCACAAAACCAAGUGGAUAUGCUUCUACAGGAAAUGGCAGAUGAAGCAGGUCUUGAUCUGAACAUGGAACUACCUCAAGGACAGACAGGUUCUGUUGGUACAAGCGUUGCUUCAGCAGAACAGGAUGAGCUGUCACAGAGACUGGCCCGCCUACGUGAUCAAGUUUAAGUUAAACAAAGCUGCAGUUCUUUGUACAUGCUUUCUGUAACUAACCCUUCACUACACUAAAACGGUGUAUACAGUAUGGCUUAGGUGUUUCAAUAUUUGUAAUGUAGGGUACUUCACUCCUAGCUUGCUACUCUUUCUAAAAUACAUUAAGUAACCCAAAAAUACCAGCUCUCUAAUGUCCUUUUCUGUACAUUUUGAAGUUGAUAUAUUUUUUGCAAGCUUUUUUCACGAAUCGAGUUGAUAUUCUAAGUCAGCUAGUAAUGUUGGUACAUUCUAGCUGAAAGAAAAGCAGAGCGUCAUUGAUAUAUAUUUUAAAUUAUGAAGUGAUUUUUUUAAAUUAUGAGAACUGUUUGUGGUUGGAGAACUGAUGUAUUCAGUUCAGAUGAUUGUUGUAGAUAACUUUUACACAGCCAAACUCCUGGAACACGCAGAGGUGGACAGCGUGGACUACAUGGAAAAUACACUUGUUAAAAUAAAUAAGUGGACUUCAGUCUGAGUUUUUUAGUCUCUUAAAGCUAGGCUAAUCAUGCUGAAAUUAGUAGUUUAGCUCAAAAACGAGUUACCAAAAGCUGUUUUCGUAUAAUUGGGAACUUGUACGGUGUCAUCACUUUAGUACAGGAGGAAUAAAAUAUAUUUUUCAACUCUUUGUCAGUUCUGUUGAAUGUUGCAGCUUACUCCUGUUUGAUGUCGAGUGCUCUAGCUUCUCUGUGUUGCUUUCUUCUCAGUGUCCUGGGCUGCACCCAGUUUUUCCACUCACCUCUGCUCCUUCCGACGUAACAGCCAGUUCCUGUGAAUAGGGAACUGAUUUUUUUUUUUUUUUAGGUUCAGAUUGAGAGGCUUUUUAUGAAGUAACUGAAGCCUGCUUUUCUCCCUUCCUUCUGGCCCCAUCUUUGCUUUUAAUCUAGCCGCUUUUUUAUACGUAAGGGCAAGUCUUGUGAUCAUACUCCACGCUUCAGUGUUCUUCCACAUACGGAAACCACAGCGGCGCUCUUCCCCAGGUUCGGAGCCUCCUUCAUGCAUCAGGCUCCCAACCUCGAACCAGGACACCCCCUUAGAUCAGCUUUUCCUCCUCUGCCCCUCACCGCAGGUGAGUAGUAGACGAGUAGAACGGGCAGGCUGCUAGACGUGUACAUCACUUGUGCUGGAUUAAGAACAGCCACUUUAUUUUGUAAGGUGUAACGUGGCUCUCUGCAGAUGAAAUGACGUGAUUUGUAAUACUGCGGUCUUACAGAGAAACUAGUUUGUUUUAGUGAUCCCUUUAUAUUUCUGCACAGUAAGAGAAUCUGCUGGCUGCUUUCAGUAGCUUCAAACUCUUGCUGCAGUUGUGAAGUAAAGAAAUGGUUGUAGAUGUUUGCGGCUGAGAUGUGUUUGUGAUAGUGGUGUUAAAAUUCUGACUUUUUGGGCUCAGUUUUUUUGUUUAAUCUUUGUAGGGAUGAGGGGAGGUGUGAAGCACUAGGCUUAGAAUUAGUUCUUAAUUCACUGGUGUUCAGGAUCGUGUGGGUUUUUCAGUGUUGGGGAAAUAAUUGAGUAAAACAACUGCUUAGUUUUUCUUUUAGUCAAGCAGGAUUUUUUCUAAAUGAAAACGUGCAAAAAGGAGGAAACAUUUCAGGGCAGUUUCAAACUGUAUUUUGAACGUGUUAUUCAAAUCACUUUGAAGGUUUAGCAGGGUGUUAUAUACUGAAGUACUCAAUGCUACUGUAAAAAUAAGAUAGGAAAAGAAGAUAGACAAAACAACCAAAAAUGUUGUGGAAUUGUGUAUCUCACUGGCAGCCUAAACAAAAGCAAUUUGUUUAAAAUGUGUCGUUUCACUUGUUUACACUUAUUUUCAAUGCAGCUUUCUUAUAAACAUCUUGAAUGUUCCUCCUGUAAAUGGGAGAAAUUGGAAGGUGUUUAAAAACCAUGUGCUCACAUCUAUAGUCUUGGUACAAUCCUUUCAAAGUAUUAAUAAAACAUCUUAGGAAAGGGACUAUACACUACUAGUUCUUUCUCCCUAGCUCCUUCUGGACAACAUCACAAAAACAUCAUGGUAAAUCUAUGCAACCAGGUUACCCGCAACGGUGGUAACGGCGUGUGUGUGCCUUUGCCUUGCUGAACUUGAUUUUUUUGAUAUUCAGUUACUUCAUAUCUCAUGAUAGGGUUGGAAGGUUACUGUUGUGUAAUAAAUCCACGUCUGAGUUUUACUUUGGGGUUGCUUGUUGACGGAGCUGUAGCAGGUACUACCGAGGAGUUGGGUGUCCGCUAUUAGAUGAGUUCAGCUAGCUUGCUGGGUUAUUGUAACGUUAAAGAUCCUGCUGCUUUUAGGCUCUUCCUGGCCGUUCCUAAAGUAUUUGUGGGGUAGAUGGCAAUUCUGAGAUCCCGUGUGUUUGAUUUUCUGAGCGUGUUGCCUUGCCAUGAGCCUUGGGGCUUUGGAGGAAUUUAAAAAUAAAGGGAGAUGAGGCUGAUCAGAUUGCUGCAACGUAAAUGUUAAAUAAGCUUCGUUAUCUUGCUGGCUGUACACCGCCUGGUCAUAGUUUUGAUCUUAGCCCAGGCUUGCUAAUUCCGGUACCGGAAUAGGUUUUGGUAUUCUUUUUUUUUUUUUAAAAGAAUUAACAAGGAGACAUAAAGGCUUGACUGACGUAAUUACGGUUAGCUCUGCGGGACUGUGAUGCAAAGAGGUAGGCAGGCUUAGCUGGCUUGGGGAAGAAACGUGUUUGAAACAAUGAAGUUUUGCUCCGUUGGCUUCACUCGGAGAACUGCGGCGGAUUUGAAGGGGUUUUGUGCUGGUUGCUUCUGUCUAUAGAUCUCCUGCCCUCUCCUGGGGAAAGUGAUGUCUUCUCUCUUUCGAAGCACUCGUGUGUGAGAGCUGGCGUUCAGAACACUUUAACAGUUACAUUUUUAAUGUAUAUAUUUUUCCCAAGUCUUUUGGAAAUGCUUCAAACUGCAAGUUACUCUUAGAGCAAUAUUUGAGUGUCGUAUCCUUCCUCCGUUCAGGCUCUCCUCCAAACAUUUGCUCCUUUUGAGCAGCUCUGGCUCCUCACUCCUACAUUGCUGAUGUUUUUUGUAAGCUGACUGUAUAUCUCUGUAGAAGUUCAUUUCAUGUUAAAUAAUCGUAUGGGCUUUUAGGUAACCUUCUUACCAGAUAAUAUUUCAAUAUUUAUGCUUAUGAGCAGGCAGAUCUGCAGUGAGACAUUGCUUGAAAUGUUGCGAGAUGGUUUUGCUCCAUGAUUUGGUUUUUUUUUUUCCUUUAGUUACUAAAACUGCUAGUGUGUAGUAGCAUCAGUCUUCAUUCAGCUGAACUCCGAAACUGAAAGCCAUGAAGAGCUUCAGAUGAAAGGAGAGGAAGGGAAAAGAAGAACAAGAACUUUAACUUUCUCGAUUGCAAUGAGAUAAAAUGAUCAAGUUGCCUUUGUGGAGAUCCUCAGAGCCAAAAAAAACCAGUGAAAUUUUGUUAAAUAUAAUCAGCGACUGUGUACAGAAAUAAAUUCUGAAGCUGGUGACGUGUAUAGAGAAGAGAAUUUUUUGUAGCUCUGGUAGAGUUCAUUUGGAAAACUGCUUUACUUGUAUGGGACAGUUUGUAAAUGUAACUGCAAGUGGUAAAUAAAAUUGUACAGACA